Molecule: messenger RNA, 927 nt
Organism: Sphenostylis stenocarpa
Lineage: Eukaryota; Viridiplantae; Streptophyta; Magnoliopsida; Fabales; Fabaceae
Source: the annotation of a GenBank genome assembly
AUGGCAUCAUCACACAAUUUGGAAGGUUAUUCAUCUGAAACCUCUAGUAUCUCUGUUCCCUCAGACGACAUUUGUCGUAAACCUAUGAUUGAGGAAAAGAAGAACAACGAGGUGACAACGAUAAAGGAGAAAGGUAUCAGAUUUGAAGAACAUCAAGCUUCUAAUUCCAAAUCUCAUAUGGUGUUGGAUUUUGUUAAGCUUCUCAAUGAUGAGUCAAAUUGUGGGUCAAAAGUGGAAUUGGAUUUUUUCAAUUCCACCAAUGUGGGAGGUUCAUCUUCUAGGGUAAAUCACACUCAAGUGGGAGGUUCAUCUUCUAGGGUAAACCAGACUCAAGCCAGAUAUGAGAACAACAAUGAGGAAAAAUCGUCUGAGGCUAAAGUAUUCUCUUGCAACUUCUGUAAGAAAGAGUUUUCUUCUUCACAAGCCUUGGGAGGACACCAAAACGCACAUAAACAAGAACGUGCUCUUGCAAAACGUCGCCAAGGGAUUGAUGGUGGUGGUUUUGGAAACCCUCAUAUUCUGUAUUAUCCUUAUCCCACACACUCUUUUUAUGGAUCUUAUAAUAGGGCUCUUGGCGUUCGAAUGGAGUCCAUGAUUCACAAACCUGCAUACCCUUCAUCCUCACCAGGUUUAAGGUUUGGUCAAGGAUUGUCAAGACAGGAAAUGUUACGUCCUUCUUCUCAUGGUUUGCAACGAAGUAAUAAUGGAAUUAGAAUAAUGGGGAGUGACACACCUUCAAAGACACAAGAUGAUCCUGGUACUACCAGACAUAAUAUUCCAUUCUUCAUCAGAGAAUCUCUUACAAAUGUUGCUACCAAAUCAAACUCCACUCCAUUGAAUACUGAGAACAACAAAGAUCACUCCAGGAAAGAAGAAAUCUCAAGUCCUAACUCUUCAGAUGAGAUUGAUUUAUCACUUAAACUUUAA